CUGAGGGAAGAUAACCACAGUGAGACAUCUUGCAUGGGCGGGCCGGAUUUACACACACACACACACACACACACACACACACACACACACACACACACACACACACACACACACACACACACACACACACACACACACACACACACACACACACACACACACACACACACACACACACACACACACACACACACACCGUGCACAGUACACACACACGUCCUCUUCUGCAUUUCCUCGUUGCACAUGCUCAGUGUGCUACUAGUUCAGACGUACACAAGACUGACAGACAGACGGACGGAGAGAAGAAACAAACAAGAGAAGAGAGAGAGGAGAGGAACCACACGUUUACCAGUUCUCUGAGACAUGACUUCUAAAUAGGUGAAACAAUGUCUCCAUCAGAGAACUAGAACGUCAUUCUAUUCUAGUUCUGUGUUCUACAGUACAGACACAGGUUGUUCUAGAACCCUGGCAUUACUUCUAGAAGGUUUGUCAUUAGAAUUCUUACAGUUGACCACAGACAUCUAAUGUGAUUACGAGCUAAAAAACCUUCUGUGCGGAUGAAUCUACGAACGUUUUGUUUUACAGCAGAUUUGACCAUAUUUUCACGAGUUAUUGGGUCACAGUUUUCCUUUGCCAACAUAGAUCCUUUUCAGGCAUGUUGCUCGGAACCCGAAUGUAACGGCCGUUCUAGAGCUGUAGUGGACCUGACCGAUCUGUAUAGGAAGUCCAGAUGAACCGACUGCUGCUGUGUUCUGUGUUCAACGUGGUCUCAACCGUAUCUACCGGCUCCUCUUUUCUCCGUGAAGAGAAAGCGGCUGUUGUUUCUGGUUGGCUGGUCUGCCGCACUGAGAUUCAGGUGAAGUCACUGCCCUUUUCACUAACCGCCGACUGUGAGAGAAACUGUGUGGAUUGCUUCACAACUAUCUUGGCUGUUCAGAGACAAAGAGCAUAGAGAAGUCUAUCUACUGGGACUGUCACUACGUCCGUCAAUCAAACAACAGACGCAUUGAUCAGUGACCGACCUGCACUGCUCAGUGCGUCCUCUGUGGACCUCCAUCCAGACUCGCCCUCUCUCCCACCCCUUCUUGCCCAGGGACAAAGUCAGGUUGAGUGGGAUGGCUGAGGGGCAUGCUGGGCACUACCCCCAGGUGUUCGUGGUGGACAGCCAGGCGAGCUACACCCCCUUGCCCAGCGGGAGGCACCUUAGGUGGGGAGGGAUCAGCCGGAGAGCCCUUCAGCUCCUGGUGGGUCUUGCGCUGGUCGGGAUCGUCAUGGAAGCCUGCUUUAUCGUGCACUUGUACAACAGGACAGGGGCCCUGAUCGAUGCUCAAUCCUUUAUCCAGAGGAGUGGCUCAGCUCAGGGUCUGACUGGAUCUGCAG
This is a messenger RNA of Salvelinus fontinalis (brook trout), 1380 nucleotides long. RefSeq names its product tumor necrosis factor ligand superfamily member 14-like. Lineage: Eukaryota; Metazoa; Chordata; Actinopteri; Salmoniformes; Salmonidae. The record is from RefSeq and is a predicted model, not a curated record. Gene Ontology annotation, cellular component: membrane. Gene Ontology annotation, molecular function: tumor necrosis factor receptor binding. Gene Ontology annotation, biological process: immune response.